AUGGCUUUUAACAUGGGUAAAGGGAAACUACAUUGUAGUUUUAUUUUUGUCAUUAUUUGCAGUUUUCUCCAUCGGACCACAACCASACACGGUCAUGGAAGUGAUCGUGAUGCAAAAUACCAGGAACURCGAGAAGCCUACCAAACAGCCAGGUCACACCCCAGAGAUGAAAUAGCCGUGCCGCUGAAUGAYGUCACAAARACAGUCACUGAGACYGUAUACGUAACAACCACCAAACCAUCAUUAGCUGGCGUGACAUGCACGAAGGUUGUCACAGAUAUAGUCACAUAUACAACAAUCGCACCAACUGUCACGGAGACCGCAACAUUGCUUGUCACGGCUGUAGUAACGGUAACACCAUUCCUGUCAAGCAUUCCAGGACAGGCUGGUUCCAGCACGCCAGCUCCGAGUCAGACUGCCACAGAAGCGCCCGUGACUCCAAGUCUAGUGACUCCUACAGCUAGUCCAGCUGCUCCUACAGUUAGUCCAGCUGCUCCCACAGAUAGUCCAGCUGCUCCCACAGAUAGUUCUCAGGCUGUCCAGCCCACUAAUACUGUGGAUACAACACAACCACCAGGCGUUACUGAUACGGUCACGCAACAACCGGCUAGUGGUACAGAUGUCGCAGCUGUAUGUACAGCACAAGCUGUUGGCGUCACAGAAACUACCACAGUUACCGUGACAGCAACAGUUCCACAGACUGUUACGGUGACAGCUACACCAGACACUCCAAAGAUGUAUGUUGGGAGAUAGUUCAAAUACUUUUUUUCCGAAUACUCAAAAGCCGCUGCCAGUCACUAAAAGUCAUAAAUCAAUGAGCAUGCGUAAAARUGCCAACUAUGUCGCAGACAAAAUGAUGCAAUAAAAACAAAUUUCURUUGUGCCAGACCAUGUGGGAUUACCUAAGCACAUCACUGAGCAUGCGCAAGUUUUGGAGCGAAUCAUUUAUUGUGAGGCGAGCGAUUUAUUGUACAUGAAAGAAUCUCGUUCUCUUUCCAAAGACCUAUUUCUCAUAAACAUUUGUAUAAAUAAAAAUCGUUUUGAUAUGCUUCUGCAAAGCAGUGGAAAUGUCCGUCAGUAAAAUGGAGGUUUUCCUCUGAGGACUUGUCGUCUAAAACAUCUUUUCAAUCUAAACGUUCCGUGUCACUAAAUCAAUUGUUCACRGCCCAUGUCACAUGGACAUGGAGCUUUUAGUCGUUCUUCAAGCAUGAGACAUUAAAAAAAUGUUCCGGUAACUCAGUGAGGUUGGGGCGUUUCAAAAACCCGUCAGUCCAGUAAUACUAUAUAUCGAUAUCGUGAUGCUAACUUUAACCCAACCAUAGUAUUGGAUAUGAUUUUCCUUUCGUUGAUUGGAUUAUGUUUAUUGCAUGCUACAUCAUCAACMAUAGAUUUUGGAAACAACAAUAACCUUACAGGUGGUGGCUACGCGCUGGGGCAUUUCAGCUUGGAAAAAGGCGGGAGUAACUAUGGUUACCAAGAUAAUAUUCAGAGAGUCGAUCCAACUCCCACGUCAAUAUUUUCAGACACUGGCUGUCAUUUCGAAAUGGACUUGGUCUUAGUUCUUGAUUGUUCACACAGUAUCACUAUAGAUGGAUGGCAGCAAAUAAAASUAGUGGCUAAAACAGUCAUAAAYACAAUUGACGUCACACCACAGGGAACCCACGUKUCUCUUAUCGCAUACAGUUCUGAUGUAGAGAAUUUCUACAUGUUUGAUAAUGACACAAAUAAGGAAACCUUAUCGAAGGUGAUCGAUGGCUUGUCUUUCUAUGGAGGAUGGUCUCGUCUUGAUAUCGCUCUUAAUGCUGUUCUUCGUUAUGUGUUUAAUCCCAUAAGUGGGUCGAGGAAAAAUGUACCAAAAGUCGUUAUCGUGUUUAGUGAUGGMAAUAYUGAUGAGCAAACAAUUGUACUGCUAAUUUAA
Exaiptasia diaphana is the source of this 1918-nucleotide messenger RNA. Its product is annotated as matrilin-3. The transcript has 6 exons. The record is from RefSeq and is a predicted model, not a curated record. Lineage: Eukaryota; Metazoa; Cnidaria; Anthozoa; Actiniaria; Aiptasiidae. Bases 1331 to 1918 code for a protein of 195 amino acids.